AUGAGUGACGCGACAGGUCUCGUUGCUGAAAAUGAGGAGGAAUGGGCGGAGAUGGAAGGAGAAGAAGAUAACGAACAACAACGUGCUGUUGACUCCUUGGCUGAAGAGUUUAAUGCAAAUAAUAUGAAUCACGCGGAAGAAACCUCACCAGAAAUUGACCAAGAGGCUCAAAAUAAAUUGCGAAAAGCCAUUUUUGCCAUUCGUAACGACCCCAAUAUAUCCAAUGACGAAAAAGCGUCAAAAAUACAAGAGUUAAUGAGCUCAAAUUGGAGAGAGUCUUCGAAAUCACAGCGAUCACAGCCAUCUUCGUCGUCAGUUACAAUCCUAUUGGCGAAUUCAGAACCGACACCUGAAGAACUAAAGCCAACGUAUUAUGAUGAACCAAAGAAAGUUUACGGAUGCGAGCAUUAUCAACGCGGAGCAAAAUUACAAGCUAAUUGUUGUGGGAGAUGGUUCACUUGUAGACAUUGUCAUGAUAGCGUUUCUGAUCACCAAAUGGUUAGAUUAUGCCGUGUUGGUGCUGGACUGGGUAAAGAUUUCUUUCAUUGUGAUACGUGUAAUUGUUGUUUAGCGCUUCGUUUGGAAAAGACACACAAGUGUAUAGAGAAAAAUCUGGAGCGUGAUUGUCCUAUUUGUGGGGAAUAUUUGUUCACGUCGACGUUGAGAUCCAUUUACAUGCCAUGUGGUCAUACAAUGCACGAAUCAUGUUUCGGAGAAUACUCCAGUAACGCUUAUCAAUGUCCAAUCUGUUGGAAAUCUCUUGGGAACAUGAGAACCUACUUUGAACGAAUAGACGCAAUUUUACAAACGCAAAAAAUGCCUUCGGAAUAUGAACAUUAUAUUUCGAUAAUUUUAUGCAAUGAUUGCGAGAAACGAAGUAAUGCGAAAUAUCAUUUCGUCUAUCACAAAUGUGGACAUUGUGGAGGCUACAACACCAAA
Molecule: messenger RNA, 939 nt
Organism: Ambispora leptoticha
Lineage: Eukaryota; Fungi; Glomeromycota; Glomeromycetes; Archaeosporales; Ambisporaceae
Source: the annotation of a GenBank genome assembly